Xenopus laevis (African clawed frog) is the source of this 1175-nucleotide messenger RNA. It is a transcript of the gene cdipt.L, whose product is annotated as CDP-diacylglycerol--inositol 3-phosphatidyltransferase L homeolog. The record is from RefSeq and is a predicted model, not a curated record. Gene Ontology annotation, molecular function: phosphotransferase activity, for other substituted phosphate groups; CDP-diacylglycerol-inositol 3-phosphatidyltransferase activity. Gene Ontology annotation, biological process: phosphatidylinositol biosynthetic process; phospholipid biosynthetic process. Lineage: Eukaryota; Metazoa; Chordata; Amphibia; Anura; Pipidae. Gene Ontology annotation, cellular component: membrane; Golgi apparatus. The transcript has 7 exons. The coding region runs from base 115 to 771 and encodes 218 amino acids.
GCUCCCUGUGAUACACACGCCCACCUGUCAGUGCGAGCGACAGCUCGACCCCGCCCCUCGGAAGUGGAGGCUCGCGGGAGCCGUGACGUCAGUAGGAGCUGAAGACGGAACAAGAUGGCUCAGGAAAACAUCUUCUUGUUUGUGCCCAACCUUAUUGGUUACGCUCGCAUCGUCUUUGCCUUCAUCGCUUUUUACUUCAUGCCGACCUCCCCCGUCAUGGCCUCCACAUUCUACCUGGUGAGCGGCUUGCUGGACGCCUUCGAUGGACACGCGGCUCGACUGCUCAAUCAGGGUACAAAGUUUGGAGCCAUGCUGGAUAUGCUGACAGAUCGAUGUGCCACCAUGUGCCUACUUGUCAACUUGUCCCUUCUCUACCCUUCCUACACAUUACUCUUUCAGCUUAGCAUGAGCCUGGACAUCGCCAGCCACUGGCUGCACCUUCACAGCUCCAUUCUAAAGGGCAGUGAGAGCCAUAAAACCAUCAACCUGGCUGGGAACCCAGUGCUCCAUCUCUACUACACCUCACGGCCGGUGCUGUUCUUCAUGUGUGCUGGGAAUGAGCUGUUCUACUGUAUGUUGUAUCUCCUGAACUUCACUGAGGGACCAUCGGUCAUCCUGGGUCCCAUUGGUGCCAUUGGUUUGUUCCGUCUCAUCGUCUGGCUGUGCUGCCCAAUCUCUCUCGUCAAGUCUCUCAUCAGCCUCAUCCACCUGGUCACUGCUUCCAGCAACAUCGCCUCCCUGGAUUGUGCUGAACGAUCCAAAAACAAAUAGGCGGGCACCUCCUUGUCAUCUAUAUAAAAAUCUCUUGAAUGGGGCAAUAUUUAGGAAUGCUACCCUCAGCUGGGCACACUCUGUUUCACACCAACUGUAUGUUCCAAAAUCUGACUCAGGGCCGAAGCUUUUAGCUGUUGUAUUUCUAAAACAUACGACUACUGCAGUGGCAUUGCCUCACCCCCUUAUGGUUUACCCUGUUAUGUUGCCCCCUUAAAAGGUGGUAUAUUUUUGUGCAACUGUAAUUUUAUCAAUCAUGUCGUUUUGCUGAACUAGGUUAUAAUGGAAGCGGUUAAAGGAUAAGUAAACCUUUAAAAAAACAAAAGUUAAUGUAAAAUUGAUGAGGGGGCUAUUCUUAGCACUUUUGACAUUUACAUUCAUUAUUUAUUUAUUUUUUAUUCCAA